Cuscuta epithymum is the source of this 1644-nucleotide messenger RNA. The record is from the annotation of a GenBank genome assembly. Lineage: Eukaryota; Viridiplantae; Streptophyta; Magnoliopsida; Solanales; Convolvulaceae.
GACCCGAAAACGGAAUUCGAAGUACGGAACCCAGCACUCUUUCUAGUUCUGGCACGAAUUCUAAAACCUCCAGCUAGGGUUCAUCAUUCACGGUGUAGAAAAGCUAUCGUCCGACCAAUCCUAACGUAUUUUGUUCCGAUUGCUACUCGAAAGACUAUAUAGAUAUACAUUUAUCAGGGGAAAUGGCGGAGGUGAUUUCAAUUAUGGACAUCGACGAUGAACCCAAUGACGUUAACGCCAAUUCAAAGCUCAACAAGGGCAAAAGUAUAGUCUUCGCGGUCGACUCUAAAGCUACGCCUUGGGUCGAAAAGUAUCGUCCUCAGUCUCUCUCGGACGUCGCCGCCCAUCAGGACAUCGUUGAAACCAUUGACAGGCUUGCGAGUGGCAACAGGUUGCCGCAUCUGCUGCUGUAUGGUCCUCCAGGGACUGGGAAGACCUCCACAAUUCUUGCCUUGGCUCGGAAGCUUUAUGGAGCACAGAUGCACAAUAUGGUUUUAGAGUUAAAUGCUUCUGAUGAUCGUGGGAUUGAUGUUGUCAGGCAGCAGAUUCAGGACUUUGCGAGUACUCAGAGCAUCUCCUUUGGUGCAAAGUUCCCUGUAAAAUUGGUGCUGCUGGAUGAGUCUGAUGCAAUGACAAAGGAUGCACAGUUUGCUCUGCGCCGAGUGAUUGAGAAAUAUACAAAAAAUACAAGGUUUGCACUGAUUUGCAACAAUGUCAACAAGGUGAUCCCCGCUCUACAAUCACGGUGUACACGGUUCCGGUUCGCACCUCUUGAUGCUGUUCACAUAACUGAGAGGCUUAAACAUGUUAUCGAGUUGGAAAGACUUGAUGUACCGGAGUGUGGUUUGAAAGCACUUGUGCAGCUUAGCAAUGGUGACAUGAGAAAGGCUUUAAACAUUUUGCAGGCAACACAUAUGGCUUCUCAGCAGAUUACAGAAGAGGCCGUAUAUUUGUGCACUGGACAUCCAUUGCCAAAAGACAUCAACCAAAUUGCUCAUUGGCUUCUAAAUGAGACCUUCACUGAAAGCUAUAAACGGAUAUCGGAAAGUAAAACAAGGAAAGGAUUAGCUUUGGUAGAUAUUGUACGAGAAGUAUCCAUGUUUGUCUUCAUGAUCAAGAUGCCACCAGAUGUGCGUAUUCAACUGAUCAACGAGAUGGCUGAUAUUGAAUAUAGAUUGAGUGUUGGUUGCAAAGAUAAGUUACAGCUUGGAUCAUUGGUUGCUGCUUUCACGAGGGCAAGGUCCGCACUGGUUGCUGCUGCGAAGUAGACACUGAUUUUUGAAACAUAAUUUAUAUGGUCUUCCAUUGGGUAAAUUGACAGACCAGAAGUAGGCGUCUUUUUUUAGAAUGCUAUCGUAAGUGAUGUUUUCAUUGGUGUAACUGUGUAAGCUCUCACGCUUGUAAUUUUAGACAUCAUAUUGACAUAUUGUCCUUCCACCUCCACUUCAAAAGGAAGGUUAUGGACUUGUGGGCUAAAACGACUACUGAUUUUUCAUUGAUGUGAUUGGAAACAUACAAGCGGACAAAGGGACUAGAGAGGGGUAUGUAAUGGAAACAUACAUUGAUAAAACUGGUCUAAUGUUUAUAAUUUAGUUGUGAUUUUUUAAAUAUCAUAACAUAUACUCCGUACUAUUUAAGUUAAAA